Messenger RNA from Punica granatum (pomegranate), 1863 nucleotides. NCBI's taxonomy places the organism in Eukaryota, Viridiplantae, Streptophyta, Magnoliopsida, Myrtales, Lythraceae. The record is from RefSeq and is a predicted model, not a curated record.
AAGACUAGUACGCCGUUAAUUUGGUCGUCAAGAAUCCAAAGGAUGCCGCCUUCGUCUCCGCCCAUCCCGCAGCUCCGGAAACUGUUAAACCCUCGCCAAAGCCCUCUCUCACCUCAGCUCACACCAGCUGUGGAAGCAGAAUGGGCACAGGCCGUCCGGUAGCCACCAAGCUCUUGCAGCUAUGGCAGCGAGGCACGGCUGCGAAACCGGCGGCGGACUCAUUGUCGGAAAUGCCUAGGCCGCUCAUCAAGAAUCUGGCGGCCGCCGGAGCUACCGGAGGGAGCGUGUGGGGAACGUCAAAUGUACGCGCAUUGGAGGGGAAGCGGGUGGGCAAGCCUGAGCCAGUGAAUAUCAUCACGGACCUUUGGAAGGAGCGUGAGUACGAUGACGCACUUCAGGUGAGUUCUUCCCCGAAGCUAAAGGUGACGGGGAGGAUGGAGAAUCGGAAUAUCCCCUUUUCGUUCCAGGAUCAUGCCACGCACAUGCGCUUGGUUCGUAUAUCAAAAGUCGAAGGUGUUGCAGCAGCUGAGAAUUAUUUCCACAACCUCCCGGCAUCUGCGAAGAACAAGUAUGCUUAUGGAGCUCUUCUGCAUUGUUAUUGUAAAGGAAUAAUGAAAGACAAGGCAUUGCUGCUGCUCAAGGAGAUGGAAGGAUUGGGUUUUGUUUGUUCUGCUUGGCCUUACAAUAGGAUCAUGAGCAUGUACAUGAGAAUCAGAAAACCUGAGAAAAUUCUGAGCCUAGUAGAGGAAAUGAAACGGCAAAACAUCUCAUUGGACUUGUUUACCUAUAAUAUGUGGAUGCAGAGCUACGCGUGCCUAGAUGACGUGGAGGGAGCAGAGAGGGUCUACCACGAAAUGAUAGAACAUAAUGAUGCAUCCCUUCAUAAUUGGACCAUAUAUAGUUCCCUAGCUUCUAUCUAUGUUAAGGCAGGGCUCACUGAGAAAGCGGAGUCAGCUCUCAAGAAGCUAGAGUCGGUUAUGAAGCCCAACGAGCAAGAGGCCUACUACCAUCUUAUCACCCUCUACGCAGGUCUUCGUAAUCUGGGGGAGGUGCAUAGGGUGUGGGCAUCCCUGAAGGCAGCUUUUCGCAUAAAUACCAACUUUAGCUAUUAUAUAAUGCUUAGCACCCUUCGUAGAUUGAAAGACUUCAAAGGUUUAAAGACAGUAUUUGAGGAGUGGAGGUCUAGCUGCUUGAACUAUGACGAUAAGUUAGUGAUGAUUGCUCUAAGUGCUUAUCUGGGUCAAGACAGACUCGAAGAAGCUGAAGCUCUGCUCACGGAUGCCUCGGAGAAGGCCAAGAGGCCAUUCUUCCGUGGUAUGGAACUGUUCAUGGUAUAUUUCUUGAGGAAGGGUCAGGUCAAUCAGUGCAUGGAGUUUCUGAAAGCUGCCGUGUUCAUGUCCAAAAAUGGGGAGUGGACCCCAAAGGGGCGUACGAUCAAUGUGUUUCUGAUGCAUUUCAAGGGGAGAGGAGAUGUAGAUACCGCAAAUGAAUUGUUCAAUCUUUGGAAGGAUGUAGGCGGUCUCAAAGGUAUUGCCUACAGAUUGUUGCUCAACACCUAUGCAGCUGCAGGCAAAACUGAUCCUGAGAUGCGUAGAAUGCUGGAGCAAGAUGGGAUUGAGAUGGACGAUGAGCUUGAGAAGUUGCUUGGAAAGGUUUGCCCCUCCUCAUGACUUCUUGCUUGCCAACUUGGAUUGCUGUUCAAAGUAAGAAGUGAACCGUCUUCGAUCCGUUCCGGCUGUAGAGCUGUAAGCUAAUGUGGGAUUCUGGUAGUAGCUUUGCUCAUGCUUAAUGAUUGCCGUUCCCUUAUAUAUUUAUUGAGUUUUGAUCUUUUAAAUGGUCCGUUCAGCUCGAGCUCUUUCACGA